Messenger RNA from Mizuhopecten yessoensis (Yesso scallop), 1546 nucleotides. RefSeq lists its product as uncharacterized. NCBI's taxonomy places the organism in Eukaryota, Metazoa, Mollusca, Bivalvia, Pectinida, Pectinidae. The record is from RefSeq and is a predicted model, not a curated record. The transcript has 5 exons. Bases 127 to 1011 code for a protein of 294 amino acids.
GUCAUGAGGUCAGGCUUCGACCGGAGUGCGCGCGCAACUCGGUGUUUACCUCGUCUGUUAUGUUACUGCGUCGCUAAAACUCUGUGUGUUUAGCAUAAUCAAUUCGAACCAAGUGCUCGUACCAAGAUGGACGCAUUUCUACCGGCUCUAGGCGAACGCGUGUUCAAGGCGGAUUACAUCAAAAAGAAACGUCUGAGAAAGGGUAAAAUGCAGUACUUGGUGAAAUGGAAAGGAUACUCAUCAAAGGAGUGCACGUGGGAACCGGAAGAGAACAUUCUGGACCCCCUGUUAAUUAAGGAAUACAUAGAACGACCUUACUCCCGGCGCUUUGGCAAGCGGAGGCUAUACGAGGUUUCUAAGCGGAUACCACUGACCACGCUCUAUCCGUUCACUCCUCCGUCCCCCGAGGAGACGAACAACAACCUUCCCAUAGGUCUGUUCCCAUUCCCAGAAGAGGAGUCGACCGGACGGGAAGCCGGGUACCUGUCCGACGCUGCCCAUGACAAGCUGGGGUCAGUUGAAAGUGACCGAGGUACAGAUGACACACCCACAAACGAGGCACGCAAUCAACUGUGUGCAGUAUGUAAUAAUGACAAUCACUACGUCACCCCUGGCACGUGCUCAUGUGAAAGUCAACGUCGAGACAGGAACUUCUUUGAUUGGGUGUCUCAGACACGCGCUUUUCAUGCCACACAAUUCCAGGACAAAGAUCUUUGUGACAAAUCUGAUGACCAGUUCUCUGAUGACUCGACAGUGAAAUACGUAUCUGAUGACGAUAUGACAUGUGGCUAUCGAUCAGACAGUGUUGGAGGUGAAGUUAGCGACCAGGAUAUGGUAGUGUCCCCUUCCCCUCCAUCACCCUCCCAUUAUGAAACGUCUGUGGAAGACCCUCCAGAAAAUGAACUCUUUGUUACAAACGUUACCUGUCAUGAAAUCACCGUAACGUUCAUCGAGAGUCCCACAAAGGCAGGCUUUUUUAAGGAGGGUCGGGAGCAAGGCCCGACGGGAUAAAGAAAGUCUGGUGUGACGUUCGAAACUCUUGGCCCAUGCGCCAAACAAAAAAAGGACCAAAGUUGUUGCGCCCACCAUUUGCUACUCAGUAGACAAAGUUGGAGUGCCACUUAAAGCUAUCCUUCGAAUUCGUGUUCAGUCAUACAAGUUUCCGUUUUCUAUUCGUACAUGUAGUCGUUCAACCUUGUAUAGUGCCAGUGUUCGACAGUGACCAGUACAGUUGUGUGAUGUGAUCAUGACGAGUCCAGUGUCUGUCUGGACGAACAGUAUCCCACCGUGGAGAUGGUCAGCUUAGCGCCUGUAGUUUGUGACGUGGUGGCUAGACAGGUCACACGGACCAAUGUAUUAUUAGACAAGUGCAAUAUUGAUCUGAAUGCGUGUGGUAAUACGGGAAUCCCGGAUAUAUACACGCGCCUUGGAUUAAUGACAGAUACGCAGGAUUAAGCCUUGAUAAGUGUUUCCAUUAUCGGAAGGGAUUUUACUUUUUUCAUUGUUAACUCUUGAUGAAAUGUUAUUAAAGAUGGAACAAAAAUGC